CAUUGUGUUUCCCUACGUCUAUAUAUAUAGCUUCUUAAAUCAUUAUACACUUGCCAACCAUUCUCAUUUUGCAUCAACAACCCACCUUUCUUUGCUUCACUAAAGCUUUCCUUUUAUUAUUAUUAUUUUUUUUUUGGGGUGGGUUGGGUUCAUUGUUAUGAAGGGUGGUGAGGUUAGGGAAUGGUUGAUGGUGUGUGUGGUGGUGGUGGGUCUAAAUUUGAUGAAUGGGAAUGAGUGUGAGGCAGAAGCACAAGUACCUUGUUACUUCAUAUUUGGUGAUUCAUUGGUUGAUAAUGGGAAUAACAAUGACCUUGCUACCACCGCCAAAGCUGACUAUUCCCCCUAUGGAAUUGACUUCUCCGACGGUCCAACUGGAAGGUUUUCCAAUGGCAAAAAUUUAGUGGAUGUCAUUGCUGAGUUACUAGGCUUUGAUGAUUAUAUUCCUCCCUAUGCAACUGUAAAAGAUCAAGACAUACUAGGAGUGAAUUAUGAUGCAUCUGCAGCUUCUGGGAUUAGACAUCAAACUCCGCAACUAUCGGUUGGUGGGAGGAUUUGUAUGAAUGAGCACAGUUACAGAAAUACUGCAUUAAUGCAAGUGGUGAACAUACUAGGUCAAUUUCUAGGUUUUGACAAUUUAACUCCACCUUGUUCAACUGAAAGAGGCUCAGAGGGCAUCCUUAUGGGUGUAAACUAUGGAUCAGGAGGUGCAGGAAUUCGCGAUGAAACUGGGGAAGAACUGGGCGAUCGGAUCAGCAUGAAUAAUCAGUUACUAAAUCAUCAGACCAUAGUAUCACGCAUUGCCACCUUACUAGGGGGUGAAGAGGGGGCUGCAAAUUACCUAAGCAAGUGCAUAUAUUCAAUUGGAAUGGGAAGUAAUGAUUACAUUAACAAUUACUUAUUGCCGGAGUAUUAUCCUACAAGUCAUUUAUAUACACCGGAACAAUAUGCGUCUGCCCUAAUUGAAGAAUAUUCUCAGCAAUUACGGACUCUGUACAAGCUUGGAGCAAAAAAAAUGGCAAUCUUCGCACUUGGUCUAAUAGGUUGCACUCCAGCUGAAAUGACUACCUAUGCCACCAAUGGAACCGAAUGUGUGUUGGAGAUUGACAAUGAUGUUAAACUUUUCAAUGAGCAACUCAAGUCACUUGUUGAUGACCUCAAUAAUGAUCUGACUGACGCAAAAUUCAUCUAUAUAAAUGUUACUGAAAUUUCUUCAGGGAAUCUAUCCGCUGUUGGUAUUACAAUUUCAAAUGCUCCAUGUUGCAUUGUAUCCUCAAACAUAGGUAAGGGACAAUGUAUACCUAAUCAAGUUCCAUGCAGUAACCGGAGCAUCUAUGCAUUCUGGGAUGGAUUUCAUCCGACUGAGGUUACAAAUGCAUACAUCGGAACCAGAGCUUAUAGUGCUCAGACUUCAUAUGACGCUUAUCCUAUUGAUAUCAGUAGCCUAGCUCAACUAUAAUAGGGUUUCUAGCUCUGCUGUUAUUUUCUUAAAUAAACUAUGCUUUGGGUUAAAUUAAAACUUGAAACAUUUAUAUGUUUCAUACCAUUGUCCAGUAGUAGCAGGGUGGAGGCACGUCAGGCUCAGGUCAUGUGACCCGCUCAACUUUUGGAAAAUUAUGCU
Camellia sinensis is the source of this 1618-nucleotide messenger RNA. The record is from RefSeq and is a predicted model, not a curated record. Lineage: Eukaryota; Viridiplantae; Streptophyta; Magnoliopsida; Ericales; Theaceae.